CGAAGCCGCUCCGUUUAGCGGCCAAAAUAGCAAUUAUCUCGUCGUCUAGUAGGCUCGCCCCCUACACCUCAUCGUCACUCCCACCUCCUCCGCCAUGGCCGCCGCCGCCGCGCUCCUCCGCCUCUCCCGCUCCCGCCGCGCGCCGCUCCUCCCCAUCACAUCCCUCCGCCUCCUGCCAUCCGCUCUACGGCUCGAGUACCACCACUCCCAGGCUCCUUCCUCCUCCGCCCGCGGCCGCCUCCCCGCCUUCCUCUCCAUCCUCGCCGCCGCGGCCGCCGCUGCCGGAGGAACUACCGUCGCCCUCUGCGACUCCGGCGUCGACCACCGGGUCGGGGGCAAGGAGAGCACCGAGCUGGUGGUGCGCGGGGAGCGGAAGCGCGUGCCGCAGGAGUUCAUCGACGAGCUCGCCUCCUUCCUCGGGGAGAACCUGACGGUGGACUACGAGGAGAGGUGCUACCAUGGCACGCCGCAGAACAGCUUCCACAAGUCAGUCAACGUGCCCGAUGUCGUCGUCUUCCCGAGGUCCCAGGAUGAGGUACAGAAGACUGUGAUGAUCUGUAACAAGUACAAGCUGCCAAUUGUACCAUAUGGUGGGGCUACAUCAAUUGAGGGUCACACAUUGGCACCUCAUGGUGGUGUUUGCAUUGACAUGUCUUUGAUGAAGAAAAUCAAAUCCCUGCAUGUUGAGGAUAUGGACGUAGUUGUUGAACCAGGAGUUGGAUGGAUUGAACUGAAUGAGUACCUGAAACCUUAUGGUCUUUUUUUCCCUCUUGAUCCAGGGCCUGGGGCCACUAUUGGAGGAAUGUGUGCUACUCGCUGUUCAGGUUCACUAGCUGUGAGGUAUGGAACAAUGCGGGACAAUGUAAUCAAUCUUCAGGCUGUCCUACCAAACGGUGAUGUUGUCAAGACAGGUUCACGUGCCCGAAAGAGUGCAGCUGGAUAUGACCUUGCUCGUUUGAUCAUCGGGAGUGAAGGAACUUUGGGGGUGAUUACAGAAGUAACUUUACGGCUUCAAAAGCUUCCAUCUCAUUCUGUGGUUGCAAUGUGCAAUUUUCAAACCAUCAAGGAUGCCGCUGAUGUUGCUAUUGCAACAAUGCUUUCUGGUAUACAGGUCUCAAGGGUGGAAUUGUUGGAUGAGGUUCAGAUAAGGGCAAUAAACAUUGCAAAUGGUAAAAAAUUACCUGAAGUUCCAACCUUGAUGUUCGAAUUCAUAGGGACAGAAGCCUAUGCUCUUGAACAAACACUAUUGGUUCAAAAGAUUGCCACGGAACACCAUGGGUCUGAUUUUGUUUUUGUAGAAGAGCCAGAUGCUAAAGAAGAGUUAUGGAAGAUCAGGAAGGAAGCACUUUGGGCUGGUUUUGCCAUGAAACCUGAUCAUGAGGCUAUGAUAACGGAUGUUUGUGUUCCUUUGUCUAGACUUGCAGAAUGCAUAUCUGUUUCAAAAGAAAAGCUUGAUGCAUCACCAUUGACUUGUUUGGUUAUCGCACAUGCUGGUGAUGGAAACUUCCACACAAUAAUCCUCUUUGAUCCUAGUCAAGAAGACCAACGGCGUGAAGCAGAGAGACUAAACCAUUUCAUGGUUCAUACUGCUCUCUCUAUGGAAGGUACCUGCACAGGAGAGCAUGGUGUAGGUACAGGGAAAAUGAAGUACCUAGAGAAAGAGCUGGGCAUUGAGUCGCUAAGGACAAUGAAAAGAAUAAAGGCUGCGUUGGAUCCCAACAACAUCAUGAAUCCAGGGAAACUGAUUCCACCUCAUGUCUGCAUUUGAUGAUACUGACGUUCCCAAGUGGCUCGGCGACUCACUGGCUGAUUCAAUGGAUUCCACUCACGAUGUUGGUUGUUCAAGCGUUAAGCCAAGUUUCAAUGCAAAUCGUAGCGUUACCUCUGAAUUCGCAUUGAACCGCACAGAGAUUUAGAACUGCUGUGGAUCGAGCAAAAAAGGGAAAAUAAACAUGAACACUAGAACUCCUGUUAUUCUGAGUCAAACUGGUUCAUGCUGCAAAUAAAUGAGCAAAACUUCGUUCCAGUUGCUUUUUGAAACA
Oryza brachyantha (malo sina) is the source of this 2042-nucleotide messenger RNA. Its product is annotated as D-lactate dehydrogenase [cytochrome], mitochondrial. The record is from RefSeq and is a predicted model, not a curated record. NCBI's taxonomy places the organism in Eukaryota, Viridiplantae, Streptophyta, Magnoliopsida, Poales, Poaceae. Gene Ontology annotation, molecular function: D-lactate dehydrogenase (NAD+) activity; FAD binding; D-lactate dehydrogenase (cytochrome) activity. Gene Ontology annotation, cellular component: mitochondrion. The transcript is spliced from 18 exons. Bases 95 to 1768 code for a protein of 557 amino acids. Gene Ontology annotation, biological process: lactate catabolic process.